GGGUCUGAGGUUUGGUGACUGCGGGGCAGGCCGGGGGCAGCUGUCUGUCUGGCUCUUUUUGACAGCCCCCAGUGCGAAAGGCUGCCAGCAUGUCAUCAGUGAGCCCCAUCCAGAUCCCCAGUCGCCUCCCGCUGCUGCUCACCCACGAGGGCGUCCUGCUGCCCGGCUCCACCAUGCGCACCAGCGUGGACUCGGCCCGCAACCUGCAGCUGGUGCGGAGCCGCCUUCUGAAGGGCACGUCGCUGCAAAGCACCAUCCUGGGCGUCAUCCCCAACACGCCUGACCCCGCCAGCGACGCGCAGGACCUGCCGCCGCUGCACAGGAUUGGCACAGCUGCACUGGCCGUUCAGGUUGUGGGCAGUAACUGGCCCAAGCCCCACUACACUCUGUUGAUUACAGGCCUAUGCCGUUUCCAGAUUGUACAGGUCUUAAAAGAGAAGCCAUAUCCCAUUGCUGAAGUGGAGCAGUUGGACCGACUUGAGGAGUUUCCCAACACCUGUAAAAUGAGGGAGGAGCUAGGAGAACUAUCAGAGCAGUUUUACAAAUAUGCAGUACAAUUGGUUGAAAUGUUGGAUAUGUCUGUCCCUGCAGUUGCUAAAUUGAGACGUCUUUUAGAUAGUCUUCCAAGGGAAGCUUUACCAGACAUCUUGACAUCAAUUAUCCGAACAAGCAACAAAGAGAAACUCCAGAUUUUAGAUGCUGUGAGCCUAGAGGAGCGGUUCAAGAUGACUAUACCACUGCUUGUCAGACAAAUUGAAGGCCUGAAAUUGCUUCAAAAAACCAGAAAACCCAAGCAAGAUGAUGAUAAGAGGGUUAUAGCAAUACGCCCUAUUAGGAGAAUUACACAUAUCUCAGGUACUUUAGAAGAUGAAGAUGAAGAUGAAGAUAAUGAUGACAUUGUCAUGCUAGAGAAAAAAAUACGAACAUCUAGUAUGCCAGAGCAGGCCCAUAAAGUCUGUGUCAAAGAGAUAAAGAGACUCAAAAAAAUGCCUCAGUCAAUGCCAGAAUAUGCUCUGACUAGAAAUUAUUUGGAACUUAUGGUAGAACUUCCUUGGAACAAAAGUACAACUGACCGCCUGGACAUUAGGGCAGCCCGGAUUCUUCUGGAUAAUGACCAUUACGCCAUGGAAAAAUUGAAGAAAAGAGUACUGGAAUACUUGGCUGUCAGACAGCUCAAAAAUAACCUGAAGGGCCCAAUCCUAUGCUUUGUUGGCCCUCCUGGAGUUGGUAAAACAAGUGUGGGAAGAUCAGUGGCCAAGACUCUAGGUCGAGAGUUCCACAGGAUUGCACUUGGAGGAGUAUGUGAUCAGUCUGACAUUCGAGGACACAGGCGCACCUAUGUUGGCAGCAUGCCUGGUCGCAUCAUCAACGGCUUGAAGACUGUGGGAGUGAACAACCCAGUGUUCCUAUUAGAUGAGGUUGACAAACUGGGAAAAAGUCUACAGGGUGAUCCAGCAGCAGCUCUGCUUGAGGUGUUGGAUCCUGAACAAAACCAUAACUUCACAGAUCAUUAUCUAAAUGUGGCCUUUGACCUUUCUCAAGUUCUUUUUAUAGCUACUGCCAACACCACUGCUACCAUUCCAGCUGCCUUGUUGGACAGAAUGGAGAUCAUUCAGGUUCCAGGUUAUACACAGGAGGAGAAGAUAGAGAUUGCCCAUAGGCACUUGAUCCCCAAGCAGCUGGAACAACAUGGGCUGACUCCACAGCAGAUUCAGAUACCCCAGGUCACCACUCUUGACAUCAUCACCAGGUAUACCAGAGAGGCAGGGGUUCGUUCUCUGGAUAGAAAACUUGGGGCCAUUUGCCGAGCUGUGGCCGUGAAGGUGGCAGAAGGACAGCAUAAGGAAGCCAAGUUGGACCGUUCUGAUGUGACUGAGAGAGAAGGUUGCAGAGAACACAUCUUAGAAGAUGAAAAACCUGAAUCUAUCAGUGACACUACUGACUUGGCUCUACCACCUGAAAUGCCGAUUUUGAUUGAUUUCCAUGCUCUGAAAGACAUCCUUGGGCCCCCGAUGUAUGAAAUGGAGAUAGCAUCUUAGAAUGGAAGAUGUGGUGUGUCACAUGCGUGCGUGCGGAGAGACCACCAAACAGGCUUUGUGUGAGCAACAAGGCUGUUAUUUCACCUGGGUACAGAUUGAAAAAUGAUGGAUUAGUUCAUUCUUGCAUUCCUAUAAAGAAAUACCUGAAACCAGGCACAGUGGCUCACGCCUGUAAAUCCCAGCGCUUUGGGAGGCCAAGGUGGGCGGAUCGCUUGAGUUCGAGACCAACCUGGGCAGCAAAGUGAGACCUGGUCUCUACAAAAAAUACAAAAUAUUACCCGGAAGGCUGAGGUGGGAUCCACCUGAGCCCAGAAGGUUGAGGCUGCAGUGAGCUGUGAUCACACCAUUGCACUCUAGCCUAAGUGACAGAGUGAAAACUCUGUCUCAAAAAAAACAAAGAACCACCUGAGACUGGGUAAUUUAUAAAGAAAAGAGGUUUAAUUGGCUCACGGUUCUGAAGGUUCUAAAGGAAGCAUAGCUCCAGCAUUAGGCCAGGUGCAUUGGCUCACACCUGUAAUCCCAGCACUUUGGGAGGCCAAGGGCAGGCGGAUCAUGAGGUCAGGAUUUCGAGACCAGCCUGGCCAAUAUGGUGAAACCCUGUCUCUACUAAAAAUACAAAAUUAGCUGGGCGUGGUGGCGCACACCUGUAGUCUCAGCUACUCGAGAGGCCGAGGCAGAAGAAUCACUUGAACCCAGGAGGCGGAGGUUGCAAUGAGCUGAGAUCGUGCCACUGCACUCCAGCUUGGGACACAGAGUGAGACUCCAUCUCAAAAAUAAAUAAAUAAAUAAAUAAAUAAAUAGGUCCAGCAUCAGCUUCUGGGGAGGCCUCAGGAAACUUACAGCCUUGGCAGAAAGUGAAGGGGGAGCCGGCAUGUCAUGUGGCCAGAGCAGGAGCAAGAGUGCAGGAGGGGAGGUGGCCACAUGCUUUUAAACAACCACCUCCCACAAGAACUCACUCACUAUUGCGAGGACGACAGUACCAAGGGGAUGGGGCUAAACCAUUCAUGAGAAAUUUCCCUCCGUGAUCCAGUCACCUCCCACCAGGCCCCACCUCCAGCACUGAGGAUUAUAGUUCAACAUGAGAUUUGGUGGAGACACAGAUCCAAACCAUAUCAAAUGGGUUCUAGGAACUUAGCCUAGAUUUCAGAUUUAGGAACAGUAUCAUAGGUCACCUUUUCAAAAUACAUAAAGUUUCCUACAGAAACAAUAUCAAUUAAGUGCAUGUUUUAAAAAUAAAAAUAAAGGUUACUACAAAAAAAGUGGGGAGGAGCAGGAGUGGGUGCAGGUGUCCCCAGGAAGCCUAGGCAUAGCUCACACUGCAUGUGCUAUCACGGCAAGACUCAGAACUGCCCCGAAUCCGAGGAGGGGCCAUGCGAGUAGGUGGGCCUAGGCACCUCCUCAGUCACUGGCUGUGCCCUUUCACUCUGUCACUGGGAGACAGAAUCCUGAGUUUUCUGCUUCAGGGAGCCUGCAUGGAAAGAGUAGGUCACUGCCGGAAAUCAGGCUAGUUUUAGCAAAAGGAACGGACAUUAGGCACCUCCAAAGGGACAAAGGACCAAUAUACCUGGUUGGGGACAGGAUUCUGUCAUUUGAUUAUUCCUGACUCAUGUUUUCAUGAGGUAGUCCCCCACCUCAUAUAAAAGCCUCAGUGUUGGCUUCUGACCAUGGUGUAUGAAAAGCCCUUGUCUAAAGGUUACUGCCCUGAGAAAAUAAUAAAGGAAGAAGAGGAUAGACAUGAAGACACUUUAAAGCCUCCUGAAUAGAAUGCAUCCAGAAGCGAAUUCCAGGAGAUUCUGUCAUCAUGCUUGCCUUUCAAGCAAACAAAAUUAGCUGCUAGAACUGAGAAAGAGUGUAAACACCAACUAAAUGCCUCAAAGAAUCAUGGUAGUAAAUUACUUCUCCAUGUUGCUCCAUAUAAACCUGCUGUGCCACCUGUUGAAGGCAGCACUGAUGCUGCAUGUUCAGUCUGGUCCAAGGCCCCAACAGGAAUCCGUUGUGCCAAGAAAAGGCCCUACUGGAAGGAUUGGAGAGCAGCUGGUUCUCAGCAAUGCAAGCAUCAGGCCAGGCUGGGGCUGCUUAAUGCUGCUUAAGAGAUGACAGUGGUGGACCCCAACACCUCUCCAAGGGAUGUAGAAUCUGCUUUUCCCAUUUCUGAAUGCUACUGAAACAAAUCUACAACUAGAAAAAUCAAAUAUUCAUGAAUUCAAGACUUGGGAUCUCAGUACUAAGACUUUAAAGAAGUUGCCAGAUGGAUCGCUUCUGUGGUGACAGCCCUGGCAGGAGCAUUCAAGUGCUCUAUGAGCUACAAAAGAAACCAGUUGAUGGUGUGAACACCACUACAGAGCAACCUGCACACCACAGCAAUUUGACAGCUCAGGUUCUGUGUCUCAUGUGGCACCGUGCUUGUCCUUGGAAAGAAGGCCUACAAAAUUCUUCAUAUCUCCAUUCCUUGACAUCUGCUGGCAAACUCCCACUCAUAUUUUAAGACUCAGCCUCUCCUGUGACACCUGUGUCUUCUCUCCAAACAGGGAGGGACGCUUGCCUCUUCAGAGCUCCCCACACUGGAGUAUAACUGCUCCUGUGUCUGAUGCCCUUAGUCUCAGUGCCAGGAGGUAUUCAUGCUUAUGUCCCCAUGGCCUGUAACAGAGCCUGCAUCAGGAUGCUUGGUAAAGGACUGUUGAAUGAAUGUCAAAUAUGGGUCCCUCUGAUGGGUCUAUACGUGUUGAUCUAGGAUUGGAAGGGUCACAAAGAGUUGUGCAUGCUUACAAUUUCAAUCAAAUAUCACUAUUUUUAGUUAAGAGGGAAGAGUAGUGUGAAAUUGGCAAUAAUUAGAUACUCCAAAUGUUCUUUAAAAACUAAUAGCAUUGAUGUAUUAAGAAUGCAAUCAGCCGGGCACAGCAGCUCACACCUGUAAUCCCAGCACUUUGGGAGGCUGAGGCAGGUGGAUCAUGAGGUCAGGAGUUCGAGACCAGCCUGGCCAAGAUUGUGAAACCCCCGUCUCUACUAAAAAUACAAAAAUUAGCCGGGCAUGGUGACGCACACCUGUAGUCCCAGCUACUUGGGAGGCUGAGGCAGGAGAAUUGCUUGAACCCAGGAGGUGGAGGUUGCAGUGAGCCCAGAUCGUGCCAUUGCACUCCAGCCUGGGUGACGAGCGAAACUCAGUCUAAAAAAAAAAAGAAUGCAAUCAUACAUUAGAAGACACAUUCUGUUUUAGAUUUUUACUUAAAUAUUUUAAAUACUUCCUUAAUCUGCAUAUUUACCUUAUUGAUAGAUUUCAGAAGAAAUUGAUCAUUUCAUGGAACAAGAUUUAUUAGACACAUAAGGAAAGUGAAUCAUAACAACUGUACAGGUGGGAAAUUGAACAACAAAAAUGACCCUGAGAUACCCACAUUCUACUUUGGCAUAUAGUGGGAAAAACAUUCUAGACUUCAAGUCUAGGCCUAUCUUGGCUAAUGUAACCGAUGACUUCACAAACCAUUUAUGGGACUAGAAGCUGAAAGGAAAGUACUGGUGGAUAAACAUCAUAUUGAAAUUAUGUUGAGUCACUUAUUUGCUAUAAAACACAAAUUGUUUUGUGUAAAGGGGUUAAGAUGGCUGGAAAACUGUCUCCACUCAAGAGCAAGAAAGCAGCAUGUGUCUUACCCUGUACCUUCAUUUUUACUUGUACUUCAUAAUUUCUGAGGGAGAAAUACGUGGAAACCAGAUGCUUGAUAUAGUUUCAGAACACGUCCUUAAAGAAUAUGACUCCAAGUCUAAGAAUUGUAGGUCCUUUGCUUCUUAGAUAACUACUGUUAGCCUUGAUCACAGAGAUUCCAGGUUUAAUAACUUCAGUUCUCCCCACUGUGUAUAUAGAUGUUAAGUUACACAGAUUUGGCAUUAUUCCCAUUUUCAGGUUAAUAUCAGAACACUUGUUAUCAAGUCAGGAUAGUAAUUGUGAGCCUAGAUGCUCUAGGUUUGGCCAUACGUGGUUAUCUACACCACCAACUGUUCCAAUUAACAAUUUACCAGUUGCUUCUACCCAAAGUACCAAGACUCCAGCAAAUGGGGAAUAUUGGAAACUGGCUUGGCUUCUUGAAGCAACAUGGUAAUCAAUAAGAAUCUUGGCUGGGCAUGGUGGCUCAUGCCUGCAGUCCCAGCACUUUAGGAGGCCAAGAUGGAAAGAUGGGAAGAUCGCUCAAGCCCAGGAGUUCAAGACCAGCCUGGGCGACAUCGUGAAACCCCAUCUCUACAAAAAAAUACAAAAAUUAGCUGGGUAUGGUCGUGGGUGCCUGUAGUCCCAGCUGCUGGGGAGCUGAGGUGGGAGAUCACCUGAGCCCAGGAGGCAGUUGCAGUGAGCCAAGAUUGCACCACUGCACUCCAGCCUGGGUGACAGAGUGAGACUCUGUCUCAAAACAAACAAAACAACAAUCUGGCUGGGCGCGGUCGCUAAUGUCUGUAAUCCCAACACUUUGGGAGGCUGAGGAGGCAGAUCACUUGAGGUCAGGAAUUCGAGACCAGCCUGGCCAACAUGGUGAAACCCGUCUCUAUUAAAAAUACAAAAAUUAGCCGGGCAUGGUGGCACACACCUGUAAUCCCAGCUACUUGGGAGGCUGAGGCAAGAGAAUUGCUUGAACCAGGAGGCAGAGGUUGCAGUGAGCUGAGAUCAUGCCUCUGCACUCCAGCCUGAGCUACAGAGCGAGACUCUGUCUCAAAAAAACAAAAAACAAAAACAAGAAGAAUCUUACUACUGCUUCUUCGGGGAUACUUUUGGUAUUAUUUUGACAAAUGAAUUGUGAGGAUUCAAAUAUAAGAAAGGGAUUAUUCUUGGUAGAGUUAACAAAAUUGUACCAAAUGACUUUUUGUGUUAAACACGAUUCAUUCACCCAACCCUAGAAAGGAGCCUGAAUGAAGUCUAAUUUGGGUGACAGAUUCCCACACAAAUUAGAUGUAUGUCAUUCAGGUAUAGAGAAUUGAUUUUAUAUUAGAAAAAACAAACCUUGUAAACAGUUUUAUAAAUAACUGUUUCAUGAUUUUCCUUAAGUAGUACUGAUCUCUUACAUAUAGAUCGUUUGUGUCUUUCGCCUCAAGUUAGUAUAGAACAGGGCAAGUGGCAAAGCUCGAGGAAAGUGUGACCUGAGGUACAUGCUGUCAGCUUGAUGCUGGAGUUUGGCCUCUCAAAUCUCUAACCUGUUAAAUGAAGUUAAUUAGGAUUAAUUUUUUUUAAUGUAUGUUUACUACUGAAAAUAAGUGCUCGGCCAGACGCAGAGGCUCACGCCUGUAAUCCCAGCACUUUGGGAGGCCGAGGCUGGCAGAUCACCUGAAGUCAGGAGUUUGAGACCAGCCUGGCCAACAUGGCGAAACACUGUCUCUAUUAAAAAUACAAAAAUUAGCUGGGUGUGGUGAUACAUGCCUGUAAUCCCAGCUACUCGGAGCCUGAGGCAGGAGAACUGCUUGAACCCAGGAGGCGGAGGUUGCAUUGAGCCAAGAUUGUGCCAUUGCACUCCAGCCCAGGCGACAGAGUGAGACUCAUGUCUCAAAAAAAAAAAAAAAAAAAAGAGGAAAAGAAGUGCCCAAUAGCUUCAAUGGAUGCCACAUAAUUUUGGAAUAAUUUUUACAAUCAGGAAUUUCAUUGUCCAAGCCCCUUAGAAAAAGAAGCAACCCAGCCCCAUACCCAGAAAGUCAAGCUGUAUAGUGCUGUUCCUUAGUGAGACGGUCAACUCUCAGUAGAAAAAUCUCCUGUUUGGAUUAGUGCUUAGUUGACCUAUUGUGUUCAGUUCCUCUAACAUGAGUAACUUCUAUUGGAUAGGAAAUUUUGAAGCUCAAAGGGUGUAAUGAGAGUUAACAUUACUGAUUUUCCACUGUUACUUUUUAGUGUUUUCAUAACUUGGAUGUGUUAACCUAUGGCCCAUCAACUAUGCUCCUAGUCUCAGGUGACAACAUGUUCAAUUUAAGAUGGCAGGCAGUACAGUGGACCUCUCUCAUCCCAUGGGAAGGAACCCAGGAUGUUUAUUAUGUAGUAUUGUAUAGUCUCUGCAGCAGUAAUAGAGAAAGUUAAAGGUAAGCGGUGGAGAAGUAAAAUCUAGAGUUUCUAAUAUAACCCUUCUCACUUUUCUUUUCAAAAAAAAUAAGAGGGUCUCACCAUGUUGCCCACACUGGUCUCUAUCGAACUCCUGGGCUCAAGCGAUCCUGUCGUCUCAGCCUCCCAAAGUGCUAGGAUUACAGGCAUGAGCCACUCUGCAUGGCCAAGCUCACUCUUCUUAAAGGUCUGCUAGUAAGAGGGUUUCUACUUUUUGAAACAAAUUCAUGAUUACCUAAAAUGAAGCUAGGUUAUGAAGUAUAUAUAAAUAUGCAGCCCAAUAGGCUGGGUGUGGUGGCUCACACCUGUAAUCCCAGCACUUUGGG
This is a messenger RNA of Homo sapiens (human), 8420 nucleotides long. RefSeq names its product lon peptidase 2, peroxisomal (gene LONP2). Gene Ontology annotation, molecular function: ATP hydrolysis activity; ATP binding; ATP-dependent peptidase activity. Gene Ontology annotation, cellular component: cytoplasm; nucleus; peroxisome. The record is from RefSeq and is a predicted model, not a curated record. Lineage: Eukaryota; Metazoa; Chordata; Mammalia; Primates; Hominidae. Gene Ontology annotation, biological process: protein catabolic process; protein quality control for misfolded or incompletely synthesized proteins; protein import into peroxisome matrix. The coding region runs from base 90 to 2039 and encodes 649 amino acids. The transcript has 14 exons.